Messenger RNA from Myotis myotis, 2040 nucleotides. RefSeq names its product HEN methyltransferase 1 (gene HENMT1). Lineage: Eukaryota; Metazoa; Chordata; Mammalia; Chiroptera; Vespertilionidae. The record is from RefSeq and is a predicted model, not a curated record. Gene Ontology annotation, biological process: piRNA processing; siRNA processing; RNA methylation. Gene Ontology annotation, cellular component: cytoplasm; nucleus. The transcript is spliced from 7 exons. Gene Ontology annotation, molecular function: RNA methyltransferase activity; O-methyltransferase activity. Bases 609 to 1769 code for a protein of 386 amino acids.
CCUGCCUACAAUUUAGCCCACGCUGUAGCUGAGAGAGACAGGCGUGCAAUCAGAACCAGAAUUUAACUUCAAGUUCAUGGUGAAUUAUUGGAUAGAUGUUGGAGCAUCCAUAGCUUAUUACGUGGGACACUUUUCUCCCCCUGGAAGUUUCAUUUGGACUGUGUGUGAAAGGGUUCUUGCAAGCGAUUUGAAUGAGACUGAGGGCUUUAAUGAAAUGUCAGACUGCUCGGAUUGUUUAGUUUGUAUCCAAGUAAAAGAACAGUCAAAGGAAAGAAUGGCACCUUAGUGGUACCCUGGGCUGCAUUUAGCUGCGUUUGGCAUAUUACUUAGGUUUCUGAGCUGCUGGCUGUUGUCUGAAAUAAAACGUACUGAAUAAAUUGUGUGGAUUAAAUGGUAACACGGAAAGAGAACGGAGAAAGACCACUUUCUCCCUUUCCUACUGAUCUAGGGAGCUAUUUCACCCCACUUCUUUUUAUAACUGAUUUAUUUAUUUUUUUUAUCACUUCCCGUCCCCUAUAACUGAUAAUUUUUAAUUUACAGCCCAGUUGUUGCUGAUUCCUGGAAGGAUACAUCUACAUUUUUGUUUCAAGGAAACUUAGAGACACAAAAUGGAACAGAGCAACAACAAAGAGGGCCACGGUGUGGUGGGUGGUCAUGUUGAUCUUCCCGUCAAGAAGGUGAUUAAUUUUUCCCCUCCGCUAUACAGACAGCGUUACAGCUUCGUUAACGACCUAGUGAAUCAGCACAAACCCAAGAAGGUGGCAGACUUGGGGUGUGGCAAUGCUUCCCUCAUACAGAUGAUUAAAUCGCACAGUUGCCUGGAACUGAUUGUUGGAGUAGAUAUCAAUAAAGAUAAAAUAGGAUCGCAAAGGUGUAGACUGUCUCCAUUCUCGGGGGAGUACCUAAGCCCCCGGGACCUGAAUCUGUCGAUCAUCUUGUACCACGGCUCUGCUGUGGAGAGAGAUUCUCGUUUGCUUGGAUUUGACUUAGUCACGUGUAUCGAGUUAAUAGAACAUUUGGAUUCUGAGGACCUGGCCAGGUUUCCCGAAGUCGUGUUUGGGUACCUGUCUCCAGCCAUGGUUGUCAUCAGCACGCCCAACUCGGACUUCAACCCCCUGUUCCCGGCAGUGACCUUGAGAGAUUCAGAUCACAAAUUUGAGUGGAACAGGAAGCAGUUUCAGACCUGGGCCUUAGGGGUGGCAGGCUUCUACAAUUACUCCGUGGAGUUUACUGGCGUGGGGGAGCCACCGGAAGGAGCUGGGCAUGUUGGCUACUGUACCCAGAUAGGGGUCUUCCGGAAAGUCGGAGCGCCGGCCACGGAAUCGUGCGUGGCAGAGCAGUGUGGUCAGCACGUUUAUAAGAUUGUUUAUUCCGUUUCAUAUCCGAGUUUACAGCAAAAGGAAGUCCGCAAACUCGCAUUAGCAAAUGAGGUGUCUCGGCAAGUCCAAAGCAUGAGGCAUAGAUACGUCUCCAGCCUGAGGAUCCUACAGCGCGGCGAUGGGAACGGCCACCAGGUCAGCGACACCGGGCUCGUCACCUUCUCUGGACCAGUCUUCACAGAACUUGAGAAACGCAAAAUCGAGAAGUCUCCCGAACCGUUCCGCUUUGGGAAUAAGCUGUACGUCCCGCUGGAAAGGCUGCUCGCUUAUCCCAAGGUGAACCGCCUGUGUGACAGCGUGGACACGAUGCGAGCGCUCAUCGCCGACACGGUGAGGCUGAGCAGGGACGGGUCCGCCGUGAAGGUCGACCUGCGCGACGCGAGUCCGUGAGCCGCCCGUCCUGAGAGUCGGGGUCUCAGCCAAGGGAGAGCUCGCCGAGGACGCUCUCCUGUAGCCAUUAUUCAAGUAACUUAGUUUUGAGAUUACUUGACACGUUGUUGUUGUUGUUGUUUUUUAAUACGCUUGUUUUGUUUGGGAGUGUUUGUAGAGAGUUCCUGAUAUGCUUGGUUUUUGUUGCUGUUGGCAUUAAAGAAUGUUAAAGAAAAUUGAGCGUUUACAACUUUUUCCCAGGGGGUAAGGGUAGCUUUAAAGUCUCUCUAGG